Aspergillus pseudonomiae is the source of this 3216-nucleotide messenger RNA. RefSeq names its product terpene synthase family protein. Lineage: Eukaryota; Fungi; Ascomycota; Eurotiomycetes; Eurotiales; Aspergillaceae. Gene Ontology annotation, molecular function: magnesium ion binding; terpene synthase activity. Bases 1 to 2958 code for a protein of 985 amino acids. The transcript is spliced from 3 exons. The record is from RefSeq and is a predicted model, not a curated record. Gene Ontology annotation, biological process: diterpenoid biosynthetic process.
AUGGAUUUCCGUGAACGAGUUCAGGAGGGCUGUGACCAGCUGUUGCAGAAGCUGGCCGAUGGCUGUAGUCACCCCAAUGGAUUGAGUACGAUUUCAUGCUCCACAUACGAUACUGCCUGGGUGUCCAUGGUGCGCAAGCCGGUAGACAGUUCCCCUUGCCAAUGGCUCUUCCCAUCGUCGUUCACCUAUCUUCUGGCCACUCAGUCGUCCGACGGUGGGUGGACGGGGCCUUCGAACUCUAACGUGGAUCACAUUCUCUCCACGAUGGCUGCGCUGCUCUCCUUGACCCGGCAUCGAGUGACCCUAACGGGUGCCGAAGUGCUCGACAGCGAGGUACGCGAUCUGGACGAGCGGAUCACCCGGGCCACCGCUUUUCUCCGCGCAAGACUCCAACUGGUAGACAUUGCUGGCACUGAUCGCGUAGGAUUGGAGCUUCUGAUCCCUACACACCAGCGCCUGCUACAAGAGGAAGGGGUGAAUCUAGACUUUCCUGGUGCACAAGCGUUGCAUCAGCUGCGCGCGGCCAAGCUGGCUCGUUUCUCCCCAGAGUUCUUGUACGGCGACACACCCACCACGCUGACCCAUUCCCUGGAAGCCUUCAUCGGAAUCAUCGACUUCGACCAGGUUCGGCAUCGCUUGGACUUUGGUAGCAUGCUGGCUUCGCCCUCUUCUACCGCUGCCUAUCUGAUCGCCGCUUCCCAAUGGGACGAGGCUGCUGAGGCCUAUCUGCGCGCCGCGGUGGAACAUGGGACAGGUCAAGGGUUAGGGGCCGUGCCGAGCGCUUUUCCAACGACGAUCUUUGAGGUCGUCUGGGUGACUUCUACUCUUCUUCAGUACCAAGUCAUGCUUGGGGAUACGGGGCAACAAUGUGUGCAGAUUAUCGCUCAAUAUCUCAAGGACGUCUAUGAGCAUCAGAAUGGGGUUUUUGGAUGGGUUCCCACCUUGAUCGCCGACGCGGAUGAUACGGCGCGCAGCAUCUUAACCUUGAACUUGGUCGGCUAUCCCGCCCAACCCCAGCAGUUGAUCGCGCAGUUCCGGAACGGCGAUCAUUUCCGAACAUAUCCUCAGGAAAGAGACCCUAGCAUCAGUACGAACUGCAACGUGCUGGUAGCCCUGCUCCAUACGGCGGAGCCCCGUCAGUACCUCGACGAGAUCCAGUUGACACUUCACUUCCUCUACCGACAGCACAACGCAGGACGUUUGCAAGAUAAAUGGAAUAUCAGCCCUAUGUACCCCCGCAUGCUCCUCGCCACUGUGCUGGCACGGGUCAUCCAGCUUUGGGGUCAGGGGCCACUCUCUUCCUUGCCAGCUGACUGCGUGCAAACAGCGCUUGUCAUCCUAAGCAAUGUACUGCAGAGGACACUGCAGGAUCAAGACCCGGCGAACGGUUCCUGGAGCGGAUCCAUCGAGGUAACUGCAUAUGCCGUCCUUACCUUAGCCGUCGCCUCCACCAGCCCUGUUGGAAGGGUGAUCGGAGAGCAACUGCGCACCAGCAUCAUCUACGGACGCGCAUUUCUCGAAGCCAACUUCGAUCGGUGGGGGCAGGGGCCACCGAUCUGGAUUGAGAAAGUCCUGUACAGUUGCCCCUCGCUCUCCAGCGGGUUUUGUAUUGCCGCCCUGCUGACCCCAACGUUUACCGCGGAUGUGUUGAGCAAGGAAUAUGAGGUGGUGAUGGAGGCACCCAGAGCCACCCUCUAUCGGUUCCGAAACUUCUAUUCCUGUCUUCCCCUCCUGGCUGCCGAGCCCCAUUGGCAGCUCACAUCCGCCCUGAACGAAGCCGCAUUGUGGUAUCCUCGGUUGGCAGCCCAGCGUCACCGUAUCUUCCCCCGCCACAAUAUGACCGCAGACAAAUACCUGGAGUACAUUCCGCAAACAUGGACGCUCUGCAACGCUCACAACGGCCAUGCGCUGGAGCCUGAGUUCAUGUGGGAUAUGAUGAUGAUCUCGAUGCUCAACUAUCAGGUGGAUGAGUUCCUUGAAUCGGUCGUCGGAGGCUAUCCGCUGGAAAAGUUGGAUGUUGUACGAGGGACUAUCCGUCGACUGUGCCAUGCCGAGCAGCAGGAGGAGCACCAGCAACAAACACCACACGGUCCACAGCCCGCGUCUAAGAUAGAAGACACGAGCUCAGACGAAGACGGUGGUGGUAUCCACUCGCGACCCUCCGAGCCCACCCCACCAGAAUCUCCCACCGGCAGUGGCUCUAACUACUCCUUCGCUCACAUCGACGGCAUCCUCCACAAAUUCACCCGGUACAUCCUCACCCAUCCGGCCGUCGUGCGCGGCUCCUCGAGUACACGCCGUCUUCUCGCCCGCGAACUGGAGACCUUCCUGCAAGCUCAUCUGACCGACCUGACCACCAGUCAGCAACUGCAGCGCACGCAUACCCAGCAGCAGGACCACCUGUGCAACCCGCCCUCUUCCUACUUCACAUGGGUUCGCACCACCUCUGCCGAUCACACCAGCUGCCCGUAUUCCUUCCACUUCCUCGCUACCCUCAUCGCCUACUAUGACCAGCCCGAAACGACUGCUCCUCAUUCCGCCUUCCACGGCCCCCGCCAACACUACCUCGCCGAGUCCCUCUGUCGCCACUUAGCCACCAUGUGCCGCCAGUACAACGACUACGGGAGCAUCGCCCGGGAUCGCGCCGAGGGGAACUUGAACAGCGUGAACUUUCCCGAAUUCUGGGAGCAGACGGGGGAUGAGAGGAAAAAAGGCUACGGAGGCGGGGAAGAUGACUGCAAACGACAGCCUACUCAACGAUCCCUGGACGCGGUCAAGUCAGACUUGAUGUGGCUGGCUGAGUACGAGCGGGCGUGCUGUUUGGGCGCGUUGGAGCGACUGGUGGCCGAGACGGGGCUGCCAGCGCGGACGGCACGCAUCGUGCGCACAUUUGUCGAUGUGACGGACUUAUAUGGGCAGAUCUAUGUAGCGCGAGAUAUUGCGAGUCGAGCGCGGUGAUGUUUGGCGUUGGUGUAUAUUUAAAUGAUCAUAUUAGCACCCAUGGUAGCUCUCGUCCCGGUCUUCUUUCUUCACUUUUCCUUUCUCCUUCCUUUCUUCUAUGCCUGAUGAUACAUUCUGUAAACCUGCACUACUCUGCUAUCGGCCCUGGAGGAUGGGGACAGGGAGCGAGACUUCAUUGCACUGAUUAUGAUUAGGGCCGUGUCCAUACCCUUGUCACUUAGUACAUGUAUGUCCAGUCGUGUCAACAGGAUUAGA